AUGGCUUCCCACUGGCAGAACCUGAUCAAUAAACGAGUUGCGCUCGCCAAACUCUGCCUUGCCACCGAAAACUUUACUACCUUCCACGUUCUUGCGGCACAGCAGGCAACAGCUCCAUCCGCUCGUGAUGAUUUGCCAGCUGAUGUCGUGAGUACUAUUGAUAAUCUUAAUAUCGAUACUGUCGAUACUGGCAAAAAAGAUUACAAGGACUUCUCAGACGAUGUAGAGACCUUGAAAGACCAGCCGCCAGACGAGGAGCUAUGGAAAGCGAAAAUUAAUGAGGGCGCCGAGAAAGCGAAAGAAAGAGCCGUUGCCGCAAUCGAGAAAGGGAGAGUUGACGCUAUUGCAUAUAUCGGGGAGUUACCCGAGGCCGUACGUGAGCCUGCCAGCAACCUUUGGAAUGAGGGCUUAACCACGGUUAUGGGCUUCAUCGAGAAUCUCUACCAAGGCCUGAAGGAUAUCAUUCAGGCCAUCAUGGACUUCCUCAAAGGUAUCUGGGACAAGAUCACGACCACUUGGAAUACAAUCAAGUCCGCCGCCCAAGCUGCUAUCGAUUUCAUUGGGGGUCUUUUUUCACUCAGUGCCCCCUCGGCCAAACCUACCUUUCUACCCGCUUCGACUUCGCUCUCUCAUGUGCAGCGCCAGAUCGGAUCCUACCUCAAGCAGCUCUCUUCCAGCACUGACCCCGUUUCCAGCGUGACUGUCAACAAGCAGAGUCGAGGAUGGGAAAUCACGGUCCUCUGA
Xylaria bambusicola is the source of this 744-nucleotide messenger RNA. RefSeq lists its product as uncharacterized. Lineage: Eukaryota; Fungi; Ascomycota; Sordariomycetes; Xylariales; Xylariaceae. The transcript has a single exon. The record is from RefSeq and is a predicted model, not a curated record. The coding region runs from base 1 to 744 and encodes 247 amino acids.